Molecule: messenger RNA, 2751 nt
Organism: Archocentrus centrarchus (flier cichlid)
Lineage: Eukaryota; Metazoa; Chordata; Actinopteri; Cichliformes; Cichlidae
Gene: plekhg7
Product: pleckstrin homology domain containing, family G (with RhoGef domain) member 7
Exons: 17
Coding region: 338-2572 (744 amino acids)
Biological process (GO): Rho protein signal transduction
Molecular function (GO): guanyl-nucleotide exchange factor activity
Source: RefSeq, a predicted model, not a curated record
CCUCCUCCACUUCUCUCCACACGGACCUGCAGUAGGAGGUCCGCUCUGGAGGAACAAAUAAGCAUUAACUUUUAUUCAGCCUGCCGACAGACAGCCUACGGGACUCUCCAGCAGGACUCUCCUCGUUCAGCCUUCAUCAGGAGGAGCAGCCCGACGGUCCGAGUGGUCGCGAGGUACCGGUGGAUGGAUGAAAGUAAACCAGGCUUAAUUUUUUUCCCCCUCCUUCAUCGGCUGGAGCAGUAAACCUUGUGAAUGGUGACUGGAAUGCAGGAUUAUCAUCUGACCUCAAGUGGAAGGAGAAAAAAAUUAGACUAUAAGAUUACACAUUUUCUGAUCUAUGCAGCCCUACAAUGCCUUUGAGGUUACAAUGUCUACACUAAAGCAUGUUAUUCUGCAAGAUAAGGACCAGGACAAUGAAAAGAUCCUGGACUGGAGCUACAUUAAAUGGACUGAAAAUGAAGUUGUCACAACAGGUGUGGCAGAUGCUGAGACUCAAACGGACUCAGCAUGUUUUGAGCACAAAGAGAGCCAGACCAGCAACCCAGUCAUAAUGCACAUAGAUCUUAAACGGACACACUCCAAACUGAAACACUUGUCUUUGGUGGACCCAGACAACUCGGCAGCACCUUUCUUUCAGUUUGACCGCCAGGCUCCUGGGCGUAUCUCCACAUCUCCCACCUUGAGGAGGAUGAGGAGCACCCGACGUCCUCAGAUGGAUUUCAGAGAACCUGCCAAGAUGGAGAGCACUCAGGAGGAGCCAUCAUCAGCAAGCACGGGAUCCCCCAUAAGCCCCCUGUCACCAGCACACAGAGUAAAGUCUCCUCUUGCAGCGAGCCCCCCCUCUGAUGGAGAGACCUGUUCCAAUCAUGAGCCGGUGUCAUCCUCAGGCCGGCAGCGAAGCAGAUCGCAUAUAUCAAACACUUUUGAUGGCAGUAUCACUUCCAUGGGAAAAGAAUGUCACAGUGCUCAUCCUAUUCUUAAUAAAGACAAUGGAUUUCUUGAGAAUGACUUUCAGGAGAAGGAGCCCUGCCAUAAUAGUCUUCAUCAGAGGAGGCGGAGCUCUGUGGUUGUCAGUUUGCCCGGAUUGGAUGUUUCACCAGGAGACCUUUUUGUGUCCAAUGGAGCAGCUGACUUAUUAAAUGGCUCAAACAUCUCAGAUACCAAGAAGUCAAAGUGGCCAUUCUCAAGGCGUAGUACGACUAAAGGGAAGUUACAGACAUACACAGUGUCAGAUAUUGAGAAAUAUCUUUCAACUGCACAGAUUCAAGACUGGAGAAACUCUGAGCUACAGAAAUAUAAGGACUACUCUCUGGCUGAGUUCCUGCAGGACCAGUCUUCCCAGGUCAGUGCUUCCUCUGACCCUCAGGGCAUCAAGAGACAAGAGACCAUCUGGGAGCUCUUCACCAGCGAGUGUAUUUACUUCAUGGAUCAGCUCAUGGUUCUCAAAGAGGUGUUUUUGGCUACGCUCACAAACCUGCAGCUGAGGAACUGCCUGACUGACAUUGACUCGUGGAGGCUGUUUGCAAAUCUCAAUGAGCUUUCCCUGGUGAGCUCAUGUUUCCUGAAGAACCUCCUUUGUGUUAUCAAGGACAUGCUGGAGAUUACUGAGGGUGGCGGGCCCACCCUGCUGGAUCUGCUGAGCAAGGCUUUCCAGGAGAGCAUAUGCCACUGCCUGCAGACGUAUUGCCUCAACUACUCCACGGCUCUUCUUUAUCUGGACAGUCUGAAGCCCAGAGAGGACUUUGGGACUUAUGUGAAGUGGUGCGAGAGGAGCGAGCAGUGCCGAAGGCUGCAACUGCGCGACCUGCUGGUGGCGCCGCUGCAGAGGCUAACUCGAUACCCGCUGUUGUUGCGGAAUAUCGCAAAGAGAUGUCAGAAAGACGACGAAACCCGAGGGCUGCAACUUAUAGCAGAGCAAGUGGACACAUCUAUAUGUGAUUUAGAGGGAAAGGUCAAAUGGCUGGAUAACUACCAGAAGGUGAAACAGUUGAGAGAUGCCCUGGUUUGGCUGCCUGUAUGGGAGAGGGACAAGCGUACUUUCAUCCCUGAGAAUUUGAAACAUCUUCUAAAGGCUGUGACUCUGGAUAAUCUGAUUUCUCACAGGAGUCUGCUGCAUGAAGGGAAACUUGUGCUUACAGAGAAUGCAAAGUUCCUAGAUGUUUAUCUGUUCCUGUUUGAUGAAUUCUUGCUGAUUACAAAGAUAAAGAGAAACAAGAAGAGGUCCAUUGGUCCAGAGCAGAAUCCUCUGAAAAACCUGGAGCUGGAUCAGAUGCUGAAGGAGGGAUGCACCUUCAGGGUUAUCGACCAGCCCAUCUCUCUGGACCGACUGCAGCUUAGGAACAUCGAUCAACUUAAUGCUUCCUCAUCGGGGCUGCCUCAUUCUUUCAUAGUAAUGCACCAGAACCGCUACCAGCAGUGUAUUGGCGCAUUCAUCCUGCAAGCUGCGUCAGAGGCUGUCAAGAAAGUGUGGAUGUCAAAGAUAGAGGGCGCAGUGACGGCGCUGCUGAAGCAGGACUCUCAGCAGCCACGAGUCAAGAGCUCCUCAUUGUGGCUGGAGUCUUCACAGAUAUGAGUCAUCAAAAAGCACUAGAAGCCAUGUGAAAACGUUUCUACUGUUAAUGUGCACUUCACUGCCCCCUGAUGUCUUGUAAAUAACUGCACUAGCACUAGGAUAAUUUUGUAAACUAAGCGUUUGCCUGUAAAGGCAGCUGCUGCAGUAGAGUACAAUAAACAUCUGAUUAUGUAGUAAAA